Molecule: messenger RNA, 1008 nt
Organism: Pseudophryne corroboree (corroboree frog)
Lineage: Eukaryota; Metazoa; Chordata; Amphibia; Anura; Myobatrachidae
Gene: TMED10
Product: transmembrane p24 trafficking protein 10
Exons: 5
Coding region: 69-695 (208 amino acids)
Biological process (GO): Golgi organization; endoplasmic reticulum to Golgi vesicle-mediated transport; intracellular protein transport
Cellular component (GO): COPII-coated ER to Golgi transport vesicle; endoplasmic reticulum-Golgi intermediate compartment; Golgi apparatus
Source: RefSeq, a predicted model, not a curated record
CAGGGUAGGGCGGAAGUGCGGGGUGGGAGACUGUCUCUGCGCCGGGCUCUCUCCGCAUAUUGCUCCCCAUGGCUCAGCUGCUGCUGUUGCCGGCGCUCCUGCUGCUGCUCUGCGGCUCCGUGCGGCCCAUCUCCUUCCAGCUGCCACCCAACAGCCGCAAGUGUCUGCGGGAGGAGAUCCACAAAGACGUGCUGGUGACCGGCGAGUAUGAGGUCUCCGAGGCUCACGGGCAGGGCCAGGUCCGCUUGAAGAUCACCGACUCGGCUGGCCACAUCCUCUACUCCAAGGAAGAUGCAUCUAAGGGGAAAUUCGCCUUUACCACGGAGGAGUACGACAUGUUUGAAGUUUGCUUUGAAAGCAAGCAUCCCGCAGGUGCUGGCCGUGUGCCGGACCAGAUGGUGGUUCUAAACAUGAAACAUGGCGUGGAGGCCAAGAAUUACGAGGAGAUCGCUAAAGUGGAGAAGUUGAAGCCGCUGGAAGUGGAACUGCGUCGUCUGGAAGAUCUGUCCGAAUCAAUAGUCAACGACUUUGCCUACAUGAAGAAGAGGGAAGAGGAAAUGAGAGAUACAAAUGAGUCCACCAAUGUGCGUGUGCUGUACUUCAGUAUAUUCUCCAUGUGUUGCCUGAUGGGACUGGCCACGUGGCAAGUCUUCUAUCUCCGACGCUUUUUCAAGGCAAAGAAACUGAUUGAAUGAACUCAUGACUUCAGUCAUCCUUACAGCGCCCCGUCCCUCCAUCCCCCUGGGUGUCACUGUCCGCCGCAGAACGGCCUGCAGAUUUGUAGCGAAUGCCUCUCACCCCUUUAUCUCCAGUCUCAUGUCCGUUCUGAUGCACUACGACUCUUACAGGGUGUCGCGUCAUGGGGCCAGGUCAGAUCGGCCCGUUACAUGCGGCAUUGCUGUUGAUGCCCCUCCUCCGCGGUGUGCGAUGUUCUGCAGAUCCUCUGCUUGUUCUGCUGUAAAUUUUGGAUACAUAUUUUUCAAAUUAAAGAAGAAACGUGGGUGAAAA